Pyrus x bretschneideri (Chinese white pear) is the source of this 2763-nucleotide messenger RNA. RefSeq names its product inorganic phosphate transporter 1-4-like. Bases 981 to 2534 code for a protein of 517 amino acids. Gene Ontology annotation, molecular function: phosphate transmembrane transporter activity. Lineage: Eukaryota; Viridiplantae; Streptophyta; Magnoliopsida; Rosales; Rosaceae. The transcript has 2 exons. The record is from RefSeq and is a predicted model, not a curated record. Gene Ontology annotation, cellular component: membrane. Gene Ontology annotation, biological process: phosphate ion transport; transmembrane transport.
UCACACUUAAUCAUUGUAUAAUUUCUACCAUUCGUACACUCGUACACUCGGCACACUGUUCCAUUAAUCCAUUUAUUUCUACCAUCAUUGUAUAAUUUCUUUGCUUUUGGUCUCCAAAUCAUUGAGAAAUUAUUGAUUACUUAUAUUUGUAAUGCUCAAAAGAAGUCAAACAAAACGUGUCAUGUACAUUUUUUCUUCUCAACGUGAUUGAGGAUUCGAACUUGGAACUUUUUUACUUUCCAAAUUAAUAUAGAGGGUGUUCGUACAUUCGUACACUCGGCACACUGUUCCAUUAAUCCAUUUAUUUCUACCAUCAUUGUAUAAUUUCUUUGCUUUUGGUCUCCAAAUCAUUGAGAAAUUAUUGAUUACUUAUGCCUGAAAAUCUCCCCCCAAAUCAGAAAUGAAUCUUGUAAUGAAAUCUUUUACGAUCCUCCAGCUAGCUAGCAUAGCAAUUAGGACAUAUAUUCCAUCCCCUCAGAUUAUAUGGAAUUUAAUUCCUUCACCAAAGCAUAUAUUACAUACCAUUUGUGUCAAAAUUUUCAACCUCAAAUUUGAAAACUAAAUAUAGAGAUUGGACAACUGUGGAAAUACGCGUUCUGGUAAUGUAUAUGGAAACUGUUUUCGGUUUUGGCUACUGCUGGUUACUACUAGAAAUUCUCAGACAUUCGGAAUAUACCGCUGAAAGAUGUCUUAAGUUUGUUGAACAGAAGGGUCUGCACUGCAGAGAAACAACAGCUAGCUAAAAUGGAGGGGAAGAAUAUACCACUGUAAUAUUCCGGUUGCUGGGCGACGCACCCUUCCCUUAUAAAUUCUCAUUCCCUGCUUCCCCUAGAGCAUAACCUAUUACCUACCCCUCUCUCUAGAUCUCUCGGAGUCGGAGUUGGAGUCGGAGUUUCUGUCUCUCUCUCUCUAGGUUGAGAGAGAAGAUCCAGAGAAAUAGAGUUUGCAAGAGAGAGAACAAACCAAGCAAAGCUAAAUCCAUGGCCAAGCAACAACUGCAUGUGCUCAGUGCACUUGACACUGCAAAAACACAAUGGUACCAUUUCACCGCAAUUGUAAUCGCCGGAAUGGGAUUCUUCACCGACGCGUACGAUCUCUUCUGCAUAUCCCUCGUCACCAAAUUGCUUGGCCGCAUAUAUUACCACGUUGAAGGAUCACCAAAACCAGGCACAUUGCCUCCAAAUGUGUCAGCAGCUGUCAAUGGCGUGGCGCUUGUUGGCACAUUGGCAGGGCAAGUGGUCUUCGGCUGGCUUGGUGACAAAAUGGGGAGAAAAAAAGUGUAUGGCAUGACACUUAUGCUCAUGAUCAUAUGCUCCAUUGGUUCCGCGCUCUCCUUUGGGCACACCGCAAAGUCUGUAAUGACCACACUUUGUUUCUUCCGGUUCUGGCUAGGGUUCGGCAUUGGUGGUGACUACCCUCUUUCCGCCACCAUAAUGUCUGAAUACGCAAAUAAAAAGACUCGUGGUGCCUUUGUUGCCGCGGUGUUUGCCAUGCAGGGGUUUGGAAUUCUAGCAGGAGGGUUGUUUGCAAUGCUCAUCUCUGCGAUUUUCGAGGCCAAAUUCAAGGCUCCAUCUUAUGAAGUUGAUCCAGUUGGUUCAACUGUCCCACAAGCAGACUACCUUUGGAGAAUCAUUCUAAUGGUUGGAGCACUUCCGGCAGCUCUAACCUACUACUCGCGCUCAAAGAUGCCAGAAACUGCUCGUUACACAGCACUUGUUGCAAAAGAUGUCAACCAGGCUAACGCUGAUAUGGGAAAAGUUUUGCAGGUUGACAUAGAACCUGAACCCGUCAGGUUGCCUAAGGAAACUGUGAAAUCUUUCGGUUUAUUCUCUAAGGAGUUUAGGCACCGCCAUGGACUCCACUUGCUUGGAACCACAAGCACAUGGUUCUUGCUUGACAUUGCAUUUUAUAGCCAAAAUCUGUUUCAGAAAGAUAUUUUCAGCGCCAUUGGAUGGAUUCCUAAUGCAAAAACUUUGAAUGCCGUUUCAGAGGUUUAUAGAAUUGCAAGGGCACAAACGCUUAUCGCCCUAUGCAGUACUGUACCCGGAUACUGGUUCACUGUAGCCUUCAUUGAUAAAAUCGGAAGAUUCACAAUCCAAAUGAUGGGAUUCUUCUUCAUGACAGUGUUCAUGUUUGUAUUGGCAUUUCUCUACGAUUAUUGGACACAUCACUUGAUAGGGUUUGUGGUAUUCUACUCACUGACUUUCUUCUUUGCAAAUUUCGGACCUAACGCUACUACAUUUGUGGUGCCGGCUGAAAUUUUCCCGGCUAGACUGCGGUCUACUUGCCAUGGCAUAUCUGCAGCAGCCGGAAAGUUAGGGGCAAUGGUGGGUGCAUUCGGAUUCUUGUUCUUGGCGCAACCACAGGACAAGGCUAAAGCAGAAGCAGGGUUUCCUGCUGGUAUAGGGGUCAAGAACUCACUUAUUAUGUUGGGUGUGAUCAACUUUUUGGGUUUAUUAUUUACGUUCUUUGUACCUGAAUCCAAAGGAAAAUCUUUGGAGGAACUGUCUGGCGAAAGCAACGAACACAACUAAGGAAGUAAGAGAUCGAAAGUAGCCCUAGAUCACAUAGACGAGAAGGGAGUUUCUAUUGUUCAUCACUUCAUCUACAAAUGGAGCAAUUUUUUUAGGAUAAGUUUUCAUUUUUCUCUGUUUCGGUCUUUAUAUCAUUAUGUAUUACAUUAAAGUAGAAACCGCAUAGCCUUCUCUGUAUUUUUGUUGUUGUUUGUCCCUUGUAUUAAAGUUCAUGGUUGAUCUUCGCUUA